This is a messenger RNA of Elgaria multicarinata webbii, 2466 nucleotides long. RefSeq names its product integrator complex subunit 10 (gene INTS10). Lineage: Eukaryota; Metazoa; Chordata; Lepidosauria; Squamata; Anguidae. Gene Ontology annotation, cellular component: integrator complex. Gene Ontology annotation, biological process: snRNA processing. The transcript has 18 exons. The record is from RefSeq and is a predicted model, not a curated record. Bases 7 to 2217 code for a protein of 736 amino acids.
GCCAAGAUGUCGGCGCAGGGGGACUGCGAGUUCCUGGUGAAGCGAGCCCGGGAGCUGGUCCAGGGGGACUUAUGGGCGGCUAAAGCCUGGCUCAUCACUGCCCGGAGCCUCUACCCUGCCGACUUCAACAUCCAGUAUGAGAUGUACUCUAUUGAGAGGAAUGCAGAGCGAACUGCAUCAGCAGGCAGAUUGCUCUAUGACAUGUUUGUAAAUUUUCCAGAUCAACCAGUGGUAUGGCGGGAGAUUAGUGUUAUUACAUCAGCAUUGAGGAAUGACUCGCAGGAUAAACAAACUCAAUUUUUAAGAGGUUUAUUUGAGACACUUCCGGGUCGUGUUCAGUGUGAAAUGUUACUGAAAGCCACAGAGCAGUGCUUCAAUACAUUAGAACGGGCUGAAAUGUUGCUCCUGCUUUUGCGACGUUUCCCUGAGACUGUGGUUCAGCAUGGGGUGGGCCUUGGAGAAACGUUAUUAGAAGCAGAAAAUAUUGAAGACCAAGAAUCACCUGUCAAUUGCUUUAGAAAAUUAUUUGUCUGUGAUGUCCUUCCCCUCAUAAUUAACAACCCUGAUGUGCGGCUCCCUGCCAACCUGUUAUACAAGUACCUGAAUAAAGCUGCAGAGUUUUAUAUUAAUUAUGUGACUAGAUCUGCACAGACAGAAAACCAGUACCAAGGUACACAGGACACAUCUGAUCUUGUAUCCCCCAGUAAACGAAGCUCUCAGAAAUACGUAAUAGAGGGCUUGACGGAGAAAUCAUCUCAGAUUACAGAUCCGUGGGAAAGGGUGUUCAAGAUACUUUCCAUAGUGGGUGUAAGAUGUGAAUGGCAGAUGGACAUGGCAAGAAGAAGCUUUGGUGACACAUUGCUCAAAAUGAAAGAUGUCUGCAGAUACAUAAGUAACUAUGAUAAUGAAGCCCAUGCAAAAUACAAGACCCAAGUUGUGUAUUCUACAAUGCUGGUCUUCUUCAAGAAUGCAUUCCAGUAUGUCAGCAGCAUCCAACCUUCUCUCUUCCAAGGGCCAAAUGCUCCAAACCAAGUUCCGCUGGUUCUUCUAGAAGAUGUAUCUAACGUUUAUGGUGAUACAGACAUUGAGCGCAGCAAACAUAUACAUAAAAAGCGGAAACUAGCAGAAGGAAGAGAGAAAACCAUGAGCUCUGAUGACGAGGAUCCUUCUGGGAAAGGGAAAAGCAGGCUCAUUACAAUAAAUGCAGCAGACCUUUCAAACUCCAUUGAAGUACAAGAGAGUUUUAGGUUGGCUAGAGAGAGCUGGGAACUUCUCCAUUCAUUGGAAUCUUUGGAUAAAGAAUUCACAAGAAUUUGUGUGUCGUGGAAGACCGAAACCUGGCUUUGGCUGAGGAUCUUCCUCACGGAUAUGAUUAUCUACCAGGGUCAAUAUAAAAAAGCAAUAGCCAGCUUGCAUCACUUAGCAGCUCUGCAGGGAUCUCAUUCUCAACAGCAGAUCAUGGGGCAAGGAUCACUAGAGAAUCAGCGAGCCUUAAUCCAGCUAGCAACCUGUCACUUUGCCCUUGGAGAAUAUCGGUUGACCUGUGAAAAGGUACUUGACCUGAUGUGCUACAUGGUACUUCCAAUACAAGAAGGGGCUAAACUUCAGGAAGAACAGCCUACAUUGAAGUCAAAAUUCAGGAAAGCUUUGGAGCUGAAGCUUUGGCCCUGUACCAGUAAAGCCAUUAUGCCCUAUUGCCUACGGUUACUAUUAGCUUGUUUUAAGCUGAGAGCUUUCACAGACAAUAGAGAUGAUAUGGCCCUGGGCCAUGUGGUUGUGUUGCUCCAGCACGAGUGGCCAAGGGGUGAAAACCUGUUCUUGAAAGCAAUCAACAAAAUCUGUCAACAAGGAAACUUCCAGUAUGAGAACUUUUUCAACUAUGUUACAAAUAUUGAUAUGCUGGAAGAAUUUGCCUAUUUAAGAACGCAAGAAGGAGGGAAAAUUCAUCUGGAAUUGUUGCCAAAUCAGGGGAUGUUAAUAAAGACUUCUAGCCCUCCACUGGGGUUACUGAAGCAGGAAUUCAUACCUGUACUACAGCCCAGCAUACAGACUGCUGACAGGCAUCACACUGUUACCAGGGGAAUAACCAAAGGUGUGAAGGAGGACUUCCGCCUGGCAAUGGAGCGCCAAGUGUCACGUUGUGGAGAAAACCUGAUGAUGGUGUUGCACAGAUUCUGCAUAAAUGAGAAGAUCUUGCUCCUUCAGACGCUGACCUGAGUAUCAUGGACUCUGUACUGGUGCAUCUUAUUAAAAAUAGGCCGGCAGAGAGGAGAGCCAUGAUGUUGCCUUGAUGUCACUUUAGAGUUACCCUGAUGUCUUUGGCCCAGCUUGCUAAAGGAUUGCUGGCAGAGCAAAGUUAACCUCAGAAAGGUGGUUCACUAUCACUCUAACAAAACUUCAUUGCACCUUUGGUAAACCUCUGAGUUGGGCACUGUAAAUAAAAUAGCUUUCAAAUGUGUUUCAAAA